AGAGGACUCGAUUUUCACGACACCGGAAGUCUCUGUCGGUCGUAGGACCCCUGAGUGCAUGCUGUAAUGUUGACAGUACGUCGCACAUAACUGUAAAUGGAUCGUUAAAUGAAUCAAUUUCGUCUACAUAUUCCGAAUUUUGUCAAAUCUUUCCUUUCACAUGAACCAUGACAGAAGUUAAAGUCAAGAAAGAGUCAACGGAUCCUGUAGAUAUUGAGAAUAGGAUAAAAGAGCUUUGCCAGCAGUUUCCGCAUGGGAUCACCGACCAGGUCAUUCAGAAUGACAUGCCUCACGUGGAGGCGCAGCAGCGAGCCAUGGCCAUCAACAGACUGCUGUCUGUGGGUCAGUUAGACCUGCUUCGAAACAGCAGUGGCCUUUUAUACAGGCUUAAGGAUCUGCAAUCUGCAAGUAAAGUAAAGGGCUCUGAUAACCAAGAAAAACUAGUUUACCAGAUCAUAGAAGAUGCUGGAAAUAAAGGAAUCUGGAGCAGAGAUAUUAGAUAUAAGAGUAACCUCCCUCUGACAGAAAUCAAUAAAAUCCUCAAGAACCUUGAGAGUAAGAAACUCAUCAAAGCAGUGAAGUCGGUUGCGGCCUCUAAGAAGAAGGUUUACAUGCUGUAUAACCUGCAACCUGAUCGCUCUGUGACAGGAGGAGCAUGGUAUAGCGAUCAGGAUUUUGAGUCUGAGUUUGUGGAGGUUCUGAACCAGCAGUGCUUUAAAUUCCUACAGAGUAAGGCAGAAGCAGCGAAAGACAGUAAGCAGAGUCCUAUGGUGCAGAGAAAUGGCUCAUUAGCCACCUCUCAUGAAGUCUGGAAGUACAUAUGUGAGCUCGGCAUCAGCAAAGUGGAUCUAUCCAUGGAGGACAUCGAGACCAUCUUAAACACACUGAUCUUUGAUGGGAAGGUGGAGAUGACCAUAAUUGCUGCUAAAGAAGGGACUGUGGGAAGUGUAGAUGGACAGAUGAAGCUCUACAGGGGAGUGAACCCCAUCAUCCAGCCCACGGGCCUGGUCAAAACGCCAUGUGGACUCUGCCCGGUGUUUGAUGACUGUCAUGAAGGCGGUGAGAUCUCUCCAUCUAACUGUGUUUACAUGGCGGAGUGGCUGGACUUCUGACCAGCCGAAUGAAUGUCUUUGUUUUUUCAUGCAACGAUUUGAUGCAACUUAAGAUAUCUUUUUUUUUUUUAUAAUGAACAUUGAUAGCUUUAAUGAUGAAGCUGAACUACAUCAACUGAACAGGAGGCAGCAUCCAAAUGAUCUUGUUUUUUAGGUUAUUCUUAUUGCUUCUCCUCACCUCCGGAUUAUUUCCAUUGAUAUAUCUUGACAUCUAGCCACAAAUAAAGGUUUUCAUUUUUGUUGAGAGGUCUAUA
Messenger RNA from Myxocyprinus asiaticus (Chinese sucker), 1366 nucleotides. It is a transcript of the gene polr3f, whose product is annotated as polymerase (RNA) III (DNA directed) polypeptide F. Gene Ontology annotation, cellular component: RNA polymerase III complex. Lineage: Eukaryota; Metazoa; Chordata; Actinopteri; Cypriniformes; Catostomidae. Bases 168 to 1112 code for a protein of 314 amino acids. The record is from RefSeq and is a predicted model, not a curated record. The transcript has 9 exons. Gene Ontology annotation, biological process: transcription by RNA polymerase III.